AGAACACUUCCCGAGUUUGAUUCUUACAUAUUGCACUCCAACACAACGAGGAAGAAAAAUAAGAACGGAUUCGGCGCAAUUUUUUUUCCCUCCUUCCAGCAGCGAAGUUUUAGAUCACUUCGCUGAAAACUGAAAACCGCGCGGAGCCUUUUUCCUGACGGCCCGGUUUCUGGGGAUAGGCUGUAGGCGUCUCCCCUCCAUCCUCACUCAACUCUUUUAUCGCCGCGCGCUGAUCUCACUCAAAAUUGCUCCGUUCCCCAAGGGCCCGAGAGUGAAAAGCGGAAACCUAGCCAUUUCUCCCGCCGUCAUGGCGCCGCCGCCGCCGGGGGAGUUCGUCGAGGUGCGGUGCGCGGGGUGCGGCGAGACGCUGGAGGUGGAGCCGGCGCUCACCGAGUUCGCUUGCCCCGACUGCGGUACCCAGCAGGCGCUCCCGCCGGAGCUCAUGCCGCCGCCCCCGCCGCGCCCGCGCCGGGCGCUUCCCAUCCCUGGCCGCGGAGCCGCCGCCGCCGCUGUGCCUGUGCCCGUGCCCGUGCCCGUGCCCGUGGCACCAGCGCCCGCGAGUUUGCCGUGCGGCGCCUGCGCCGCGCUGCUGAGCGUGCCGGCAGGCCUCGCGCGCUUCGCAUGCCCUCUCUGCGGCGUCGAGCUCACUGUCGACGGCGGGCGUCUCCGAGCAUACCUCGUCUCCCCGCCCCGCCCCACUGUCUCGGUCCUGGCGCCGCCCCCAGCCGGCAUUACUUUGAGUUCGAGGCCAUCCCCACACUGGCGUCCCGAGGGUCAAGUAGAAAAGUAUAAUCACCUGACUCGUACAAUUCACAGAGAGGAAACAUUCAGCUCUUCCCAAACAGGAGCAACCCACACCGUGUUGGCACAAAAAGAGCCCAGUAUCUAUUCAGCUCAUAGAGAGGAGUCACGUAUCGAGCCAAUCAAUAAGACCGUUGCAAAGUCUAGUGUGACAAAAACUAAAUUGCCAGCUUGUCCUGAAUCUACAGGUGUGGGAAAAGCACGACAAGAGCCUCCUAUACAUGCAAGCUCUGCCUCUCGGGCACAAGUUUGUUCUUCCAAUUAUCCAGUUCGUGCACAAGGACAGCGACCUGUAGAGGACUUCACAGGUCAUGGACAACAGAUAAACGAACAUCGAGAUAUGCCAAGUACCAUCCAGCACGAAACAAUAGAGGCCCCAAAUCAAGCCAAUUGUGUUGAACAGGCCCAAGGUGACUAUCACAGCGAGGCAACUGUGUGGAAUCUGAAGAGGAAAAGGAGCGGCAAGAGUGCCAGUGUUCAGAAGGGGAAGCGGAAGGGCUUGACUAGUUAUCCAAAUGGAGGGGUCCAUCUUAGGCGUAGUACACGUUUGUCAAAGCAGCCAGAAAAUCCUAUCAACAAUGAGCCUGUCCAGCAGCCAGCUGCAUUGAAUCAGUGUGAUUCAGAUCCUCUAAACAUUGAUAAAAUCAUCUCCAAUCUGUGUUCCAGAACAUUGCCUCAGCACCAAAUGCCUCGAGCAAGCUCAAGCCAGUCAGGCCAAGUUGAUGCAGCCACUGGACCACCUCAAUCAAAUCAUGAUGCAUCUCAAGAUGGGCAAUUCCCACUCUGCUACAAUCAAUUGUACCCUCCGGAGGUCCCAGGUGAACACUUGCUUGAUAGAAUUGGUGACGAGCAGCCACUUUCACCAGAGGACCAACUUCAUAUUAUGCAUGUUCAACAGGAGGAUGCACAGAGGGGCCACUCCAUGUUAGGAUCUGUUGUGAAAUCGUCAGGGAAGCGCAGAGGACGUGGACAUCAACCUACAAGACUAAUCCAACCGCGAAGGGAAGUUGACAGGCCUGUCUUGACACCUAAUAUUAUUGACAAAUGGGAUGUCAACCCACCUUGCCCUAAGGUGGCCUCUACCAUCACUAUUCUUUUGAAGCAGAAGUACCCUGGGUCUACCUAUCUGCCAGCUGGUCAGCGAAGAGAAGUUCCUCCCAACGGAGAAGUGGUUCUCCACUGGCAACAGUAUCCACCAGAAACGAGGGAUGCUAUUUUGAAUGAAUUUCUUCAACGCUACAAGUGGGCCCCUGGCCGAGAAGCAGAGUGUCUGAAGCUAUUUGAGCGCAGAGCAGCCAGACAGUUUGCUGGCGUCCUAUCUGAAGAGAAGCGAAAGGUUAGAGUAAAGAUUGCUGUAGUAGACAAAUCCAAUGAAGCUUCAGGUGCACACAGGUCCAACAGACAUGCAGAGUUAGAAGAUGAAGAUCAAGAAGAAGAACCAGAGGACCAGCAGGCAUUAGAGAGAAGUGACGACGAUGACCCCUUACUGUGGAAACGUUUCUCCCCUGCAUGGAUGUAUCCAAGUUGGUGGGAGAGGUUAUGUGAACACUGGGCCAAAGAAGAAGUCUUAAAGAUGUCUUCCCAGAACAGGAAGAACCGAUACACUGGAGGCCGUGCUCAUCACACAUCAGGUUCACGGAGCAUUGCCAUGCAUAGGCAGAUUAUGGUUAUAGAAAAUGGCGGGGUGCCAGUGUCAGAACUAGAGGUAUUCAACAAGACCCAUAGGCGUAAUGGUGGCACAGGGGAAUUUGUCAGUGAGAGAGCAAAGCGAACUGUGGAGGGCUUCAAGAAACGUAUGGACGAGGCUGGUGAUAAGAUACACCCCCACCUUGCAUGGGUGCAGGAAGUAGGGGGUCGGAACCGUGGAAGGUACUAUGGGCUCACUGGUAUCAUUGACAAGGACAAGGUUGAUGAGUUAGCAAAGUCCAUGCCAAAUAGUUCUGGUAUAAAAGGGUACAGGCAGAAGUUCACGCAGGAGCAGGUGCAGCAGAUGAUUAAUCAGGCCCUGCAGGGGUUAAAUGAAACCUGGGAGAAGAAGUUUAAAUCCUUGGAGCAAAGUUUGAGUGGCGUGCAACCGUUAGGUAUUGAUCCUGAGCAUGCCCCUGGAUCUUCUGCAGCUAGAGAGAGAAGCCACCAGGAGGAUCAGUCGAGACAUCAUCAGGAUGCAUCAGAUGCGCAGACUGGGGAAAGCCACGAGGAGGACGAUGAGGAAGUGGUGUCUACAAGCGUCUGAGUUGCAUCACAGUGUUAUUUGUAGAUUGUGACAGAUGCUGUUUGUGCGCCCAUUGCGCUCCAGAGAAAUGCUGAAAUGCACGGCUUUCCUCCCUGGUGUCAGGUGUGCCUGGGCGCCCGCUUCGAUGCUUUGACCGUCAAUGAUACGGAGAAGGGCCUUGCUAGCGUUUGCGUUUGGACGUCCGAUCGUUCGUUGCAACAUUAAAAUACACGCUUGCAAUAUAAACGCAUAUAUUUAGAGGUGUAGAGUAAAAUUUCCACCGCAA
Molecule: messenger RNA, 3299 nt
Organism: Panicum hallii
Lineage: Eukaryota; Viridiplantae; Streptophyta; Magnoliopsida; Poales; Poaceae
Exons: 9
Coding region: 308-3034 (908 amino acids)
Source: RefSeq, a predicted model, not a curated record